Molecule: messenger RNA, 621 nt
Organism: Octodon degus (degu)
Lineage: Eukaryota; Metazoa; Chordata; Mammalia; Rodentia; Octodontidae
Gene: Rhoxf1
Product: Rhox homeobox family member 1
Exons: 3
Coding region: 173-577 (134 amino acids)
Biological process (GO): regulation of transcription by RNA polymerase II
Molecular function (GO): RNA polymerase II transcription regulatory region sequence-specific DNA binding; DNA-binding transcription factor activity, RNA polymerase II-specific
Source: RefSeq, a predicted model, not a curated record
GAUUCUGAUCAGCAGCGGGUAGACUCAGCUAGGGGUCUGAUUUCUCUAGGUUGUUGUCCUGUGGCAGGGAAAGCCGUACUCAGCCUGGACUGGGUGCCCAAGGGGCAUAAGACGGCCACUCCAGGAAAAGAGCAGCGACGCCCUGUUUCAUAAACUGAGUGAGUACUGUAACAUGCAGCAGUACAAACAAGAGAGCCCAGAUAUGGUAGAGGUGAAGUCGGAAGCUGAUAGACAGGGGAAUGCUGAUGUCGAGAAGCCGGGGCCGGAUCAGCAGCAGCUGACUCCUGCGCUGGCUCUCGUGCCGGCUGCUGGGCCACAGCCUCCGCGGAAACGACCUCGAAUCCAGUACACCCUCACGCAGUCGCAGCGGCAGAAAUUGGAAAGUGUUUUCCUGGAAAAUCAGUACCCUGACGUGUAUAUGAGGAGGGAACUUGCAAGACGACUGUAUGUGGCUGAAACUAAAAUUCGGUCCUGGUUCAAGAUUCGGAGAGCCAAAUAUAGGAAGAGUCAGAUGGAAGCAGUGAAAGGAGAUGCACCACGUGCUGUCCAGCAUGAAGGUGAUGUCCUGAAGCUCUAGCAAGUUCUCCUUCUGAGACCACAGAAGAUUGAUUUUCCCUCACU